This is a messenger RNA of Plenodomus lingam JN3, 741 nucleotides long. The record is from RefSeq and is a predicted model, not a curated record. Lineage: Eukaryota; Fungi; Ascomycota; Dothideomycetes; Pleosporales; Leptosphaeriaceae.
AUGUCCAGCUCAACCAAGCCAAUAACCUUCAUCAUGAACGACAUCAUCAUCACCCAUGACAAGCUGGGCGCGAUCAAAUGUCUCCAUAAUCCUGCUGCAUCGCUGCUGAAAAUCCAAGGUUUACCGUAUGGCACAAUCCCGCAGCGCUUCGCCCGAUCCAAGGUAGUGCGGCAUUUCAACGACACCGAGAAUGCGCGUCAUGUGAACGGCGUCUUCGACGCCUCUAAGCCAGGUGCAUCCAGCAUCCAGCCGUGGGGAAGCGUGCAGUCCGAUGCGGAGAGCAUACCUCUACCAACUGAUAACCUAAAAGACAACGAAGGACAGUCAGAAGACUGCCUCAACCUCUCGAUUCAUCUUCCACUAGCAUGUCUGGAUGAAGACAACAAUUUACGAAAAGACGCACAUGUCCCAAUUCUCGUAUUCAUCCAUGGGGGCGCGUUUAUCGUGGGGUCUGGAAACAGACCUUACUACAAUCCAGCCAAUCUCGUACAACAUGCGCACAAUCGCGGUACUCCCAUUAUCUUUGUGGCGAUCAACUAUCGACUUGGAGCCUUGGGUUUCUGGCAUAGCAAUCGAGUCGCGGACCUUCUGCCCGAAAACAAUGGACUUUAUGAUCAGGAAAUUGCGUUCGAGUGGUUGCGAGAUAAUAUGACAGGAUUCGGUGGUGACAUAAGCAAUGUCACAAUCAUUGGCCAGAACCGUUGUUCAAGCGCGCAAUUCUGCUUUCAGGUACUGCAGUAA